Xiphophorus maculatus (southern platyfish) is the source of this 5057-nucleotide messenger RNA. RefSeq names its product serine/threonine-protein kinase BRSK2-like. The record is from RefSeq and is a predicted model, not a curated record. Gene Ontology annotation, molecular function: protein serine/threonine kinase activity; ATP binding; tau-protein kinase activity. Gene Ontology annotation, cellular component: cytoplasm. Bases 353 to 2623 code for a protein of 756 amino acids. The transcript has 21 exons. Gene Ontology annotation, biological process: microtubule cytoskeleton organization; protein phosphorylation; intracellular signal transduction. NCBI's taxonomy places the organism in Eukaryota, Metazoa, Chordata, Actinopteri, Cyprinodontiformes, Poeciliidae.
GAGAGUUGGAGCAGUUGGAGGCAGCUGGACCGGCGGCAGCAGUAGGUGCUGUCCCAUCAUCAGAUCACACCCAACGGGGCCGCAGCGCACCGCUCCUCCGGCCGAACACCAUGACACCCGGAUCCAGGACCGCAGCCUGAGCCGCACCGAGGACCGAACCUCCGGAGGACCGCGGGCACACGCACACAGCCGCGCUCACACGCACGCUCACGCGCGGGUCAGCGGCGCCGAAGAUCGCAGCGACCCACCGGCAGAUUGACGGAGGGAGCCGCGGAGCUGCCGCUGCGGAGACGCGUCCCGCGACAGAAUCCGGUCCGCGCGAGUUAUUUCACGCCCACGCAGAUUUUAAAACAUGUCAUCUUCGGGGAAGGACGCCAACAGCGGGCAUUACGCCAACUAUGUGGGACCGUACCGGCUGGAGAAGACGCUGGGAAAAGGACAGACAGGUCUGGUGAAGCUGGGUCUCCACUGUGUCACAGGUCAAAAGGUCGCCAUAAAGAUCGUCAACAGAGAAAAGCUCAGCGAGUCCGUUCUAAUGAAGGUGGAGCGGGAGAUCGCCAUCCUGAAACUCAUCGAGCAUCCUCACGUCCUGAAGCUGCACGACGUCUACGAAAACAAGAAAUACCUGUACCUGGUGCUGGAACACGUGUCCGGCGGGGAGCUGUUCGACUACCUGGUGAAGAAAGGCCGGCUGACGCCCAAAGAGGCCCGGAAGUUCUUCAGACAGAUCAUCUCAGCGCUGGACUUCUGCCACAGCCACUCCAUCUGCCACAGAGAUCUGAAGCCAGAGAACUUGUUGUUGGAUGAGAAGAACAACAUCAGAAUAGCGGACUUCGGCAUGGCGUCUCUGCAGGUCGGGGACAGUCUGCUGGAGACCAGCUGUGGAUCUCCGCACUACGCCUGCCCGGAGGUCAUCAGGGGAGAGAAAUACGACGGGAGGAAAGCAGACGCAUGGAGCUGCGGAGUCAUCCUGUUUGCACUUUUAGUGGGCGCGCUGCCGUUCGACGACGACAACCUGAGGAACCUCCUGGAGAAGGUGAAGCUGGGAGUUUUCCACAUGCCGCACUUCAUCCCUCCGGACUGCCAGAACCUCCUGCGGGGGAUGAUCGAGGUGGACGCCGCCAAGCGUCUGACGUUAGAGCAGAUCCAGAAACACACCUGGUACCUGGCUGGAAAAAACGAGCCGGAGCCGGAGCAGCCGGUUCCCAGGAAGGUGUCCAUCAGGACGCUGGGCGCGCCGGAGGAGAUCGACCCGGACGUCCUGGAGAGCAUGCACUCCCUGGGCUGCUUCAGGGACAAGGACAAGCUGACCAAAGACCUGCUGUCUGAGGAUGACAACCAGGAGAAGAUGAUCUACUUCCUGCUGCUGGACCGGAAGGAGAGAUACCCGAGCCAGGAGGACCAGAACUUGCCGCCGCGCAACGAGAUCGCAGAUCCUCCCAGGAAGCGCGUUGACUCGCCCAUGCUGAGCCGCCACGGCAAGCGGCGACCAGAGAGGAAGUCCAUGGAGGUUCUGACCGUCACAGAGGGCGGGUCGCCCGUCCCGGUGCGGCGAGCCAUCGACAUGGCAACCCAUGGUCAGAGCAAAUCUGUUUUCAGUAAAAGCUUGGAUAUCACAAACGCUAACUGCAGCAAGGAGGAAAGGUCGCGGUCGAUCAGCGGAGCGUCCUCCGGUCUGUCCACCAGCCCCCUCAGCAGUCCCAGGGUAACCCCCCACCCCUCCCCCAGGGGGAGCCCCCUCCCCACCCCGAAGGGCACGCCGGUGCACACGCCCAAGGAGAGCCCGGCCGGCACGCCGAGCCCCACGCCGCCGCCGAGCCCGUCCAUCGGCGGGAUGCCCUGGAGGACGCGCCUCAACUCCAUCAAGAACAGCUUCCUGGGAUCGCCGCGCUUCCACCGCAGGAAAAUGCAAGUUCCCACCCAGGAGGACAUGUCCAGUCUGACCCCAGACUCGUCUCCAGAGCUGGCUAAGAAGUCGUGGUUUGGGAACUUCAUCAACCUGGAGAAAGAGGAGCAGAUCUUCAUCGUGAUCCGGGACAAACCUCUGAGCUCCAUCAAGGCCGACAUCGUUCACGCCUUCCUGUCCAUCCCCAGCCUGAGCCACAGCGUCAUUUCUCAGACCAGCUUCAGGGCCGAGUACAAAUCCACGGCCGGUCCCACGGUUUUCCAGAAGCCGGUCAAGUUCCAGGUGGACAUCACCUACACAGAGAGCAGCGGCGCCACCAAGGAGAACGGCAUCUACUCCGUCACCUUCACCCUGCUGUCAGGUCCAAGUCGGCGUUUUAAGCGCGUGGUGGAAACCAUCCAGGCGCAGCUGCUCAGCUCCAACGACCAGCCGGGCAUCCAGCCGCAGAUAUCCGACGUCUCCCAGCGCUCAGCCAGUAAAUCCUCCAAACGCGGCAGCCCGUUGAGUAACUUCUUUGACGUAAUUAAACAGCUUUUUUCAGACGAGAAGAACAUCCAAGCGUCGCACUCCCCAGGCGCCCCUACCUCGACUAGCUCCCCCACCAAGCAUGCCCCCGGCAGCAGGCCCAGCCAGAAUCCGCCCAAUGACUCGAAAUGCCCCCCAGGCAAAGACAAAACAAAGAUGGCCGCCAGCAACAGGACACAGGAACACCCUUAAGGAGCAGUAGCUGUGCAUGACUAGAUGAAAAGCAGGAAUCAGGUCAUUAAGAAGCAGAGAGCUGCUAACUUUACCCUUUAGCUCCGAGUGAAAGUAAAAAAAAAUCUACUUUUUGCCUAUAAAUUUUGUACUGUAUAAUGGGAAUGGCUCAGUUUAAAAGUCGAUCAGUAUUUUAAGAACUAGUAGCAAAUGUAGCUUUGCUGUCCCUCCCUUGUGUCCCUCUGUGUCCUCCUCACAUGUGUGAUGGCUUGACUUGUCUCUGCCACCAGGGAUCAUCCAUAAUAGCUAUUAACCUCGACGGCUCCUCAGCUGCAGCCCGCUCACGGCCCGCCACCGCCGCCGAACCGAGCCCGACGCUGAGGGAAAGGCGGAGCAUCCCUUUUGAUUCCACUUCGCCCAACAUUACCAAACGCAGACCAUCUCAGAAGAGUUGUAAAAAGGAAAAAAGGCCUUAAGACAGUGAUGUUUGUCCUCCUCUUCAUCCUUUCUCUUCCACUUUUCCCCACAUGUACAUACAAAAAACUACAAAACUGACUCCUUUAUGGGAUUUCCUGACUUGAAUCGGAGGCGGACGGAGGGACGGACUCUGGUUUCUUUUUAAAGUUGAGUUUUUUGUGGCUGAUUCUGGCAACCCAGGAUAGUACAGGGCGUUCCGUGAUGUUCUAAAGAUGAAUGAUCUCUUCUGUUGUACAGGCCAGUUGAUGAUCUGUGUUGUGACAUUAGGUUUUAAGUUGAUUUGUAUUUAUGUUCAGGUGUGGUCACACCAGAAAGGGAUUGAUCCAUUAGCUAAUUCUGACAGCCUGCCAUUCAUUUCUGUGCCAUCUUUCUCCUAAUGUCUCAAUUUAAGUUCUCCAACUUAAAUAGAGAAUUUAACUCAAUUUAUUAAAUUGAGAACUUAAAUGUCUCAAUUUAAGUUCUCUAAGUCUGAUGAGACGCAGAAUCUUAAAAUGAACAAUUUGUUGGAUGCAACGUUAACAUCUCACCCUCAGUACUUCCAGUGGCUGUGGUUAGCAUAGCCGUCGUCGCUCAGUCACAUGCUAAGGACAGCCUGGCGUUUCUUUACGACCGAUAGAUACUGCAGCAUGAAUUUGAAAAACUUUUCUUCUUCUUUACUUACAAACAAUGAUUUUACUGAUUAUAGAAGAGAAAUUUAAAUUUCAAAGUAAAGAUUUUUUUAAAAACUGGAUUUAUCUUUCAUAAACUUUAUUAAACUAGAGCCUAGAACCGUAAGGCUUAUCUUUAGAGAAACAUUAAGCUUCAGUGAACACAUCCUUGAUGCUAGCGCCACCUUCUGGUCCAAUUAUUAAAGUAGAAAAGGUGACAUUCUGGGCCAUUAUUGGCUGUUUGACACUACAUACAUAAAUGCACUGGAUGAAAUAUUGUUCUUCUGUUAAAAAUUGAUUUUUUUUUGCAGCUGGCGCCCUCUGCUGUUGGUUCAGCAGAUUACAACUCUAAGACACCAUACAGUUUAUAUAAUAAUUUUUACAGUUUUUAAUUUAUUUUAGUUUUGAGUGAUUCUGGUGUGACCACAUUGUUAGUAAAAUGUCUUUCUGUUAUGUUGCACUUUCGACAGCACUUCGGUUACAUUAAAGUGUUUUUUUUACAUUUUGUUAUUUUUUGUAUUAUCUGCAGGUUUCAGACGAUACUGAACUGCUCUGAAUAUUUUUCUAUUUUAAUGCAUUUUUCAUGCGCUAUUUAUCAGUUAUUUAUAUCAAAGAUGUAGAGAAUGUUCCUGAAAUUGAUUAUUUAAAGAUAUUUUUGUCAUUUUUAAUUUAUUUUUUCUUUUCCCUGUUUGUUUUUUUUGUUGUUUUUUUGAGGAGAGAAACUUUGUAAUAUAUGUUUGAAACUGAUUUGUUGUAUUUAAGAAUGUAGAUUUAGCCUCUUUGGGAGGAAACCCCAUCUGUUGGGCGAAUGAAGACUCAAACAUUCAUCGUGUAAAGAAGCAGUUUUCCUGACGAGCUUAUUUAAAAAACCAGGGGGAUUCCUGAUCUUAGCUUUGACCUUUGACCUCGUACGGUUGUUUGCAUGUUCAGCAUUCGUCUUUUCUUUGCAUGUCGCUGUUGAAAUGUUCACCCGUUCCCUUUUUGUGUCUAGGUUUUUAUGCAUUUUUUUAUCUGAGCUUUCUCAUUAAUUUUACCUUCAGAUUUGUUAUUUUUGAUAUUAAUUCAUUCUUUUGCCAGCCUCUUCCUUCCUCCCCUUUAUAUCUGAUUACUGUAAGCACACAGUAAACUUGCAUCCUAAUCACUCAUGUUUCUCGGAGACGGACUCGGUUCAGAGGAAACCUAAAGCAAUACCUUCCAUCCUUCGCUUUUUCUACCGCGGGAAUCCAGAGCACACUGAACGGACUCGGAGCAGGAGAACCACUGGCAAUGUAUUCCCUUGUGAUGUUACUGUGAACAAAUUCAGUGCUAAAGGAAUAAAUCUGUUGACUUUG